UCUCGCCACAGCGGGCGCGCGCUUCCCACUGCUCGAGCUAACAUCGCUUCAUGGCAGUUUCAGACUUUACUCAGUUCCACAGCUCAGAGUCACUCCGUUAUAAACAGCCCCGGAUUUAACUCUCCCUCUGGCUGUACUAUGUUUAAGAGGAUGGCUGAAUUCGGUCCGGAUUCUGGAGGCCGCGUCAAGGGCGUGACCAUUGUGAAGCCCAUCGUGUUCGGUAAUGUCGCUCGCUAUUUUGGGAAGAAGCGCGAAGAGGACGGACACACACACCAGUGGACUGUGUACGUUAAACCAUACAGGAACGAGGACAUGUCUGCUUACGUAAAGAAGAUCCAGUUUAAACUACAUGAGAGUUACGGCAACCCUUUACGAGUGGUGACGAAGCCUCCGUAUGAGAUCACAGAAACCGGCUGGGGAGAGUUUGAGAUCAUUAUAAAGAUCUUCUUCAUCGACCCCAAUGAGAGACCUGUCACUCUGUAUCACCUGCUGAAGCUCUUCCAGUCCGACUCCAGCGCCAUGCCUAAGAAAACCGUCGUCUCCGAGUUCUACGAUGAGAUGAUCUUCCAGGAUCCCACAGCGAUGAUGCAGCAGCUGUUAAACACCACGAGGCAGCUCACGCUUGGAGCCUACAAACACGAGACUGAGUUUGCAGAGCUGGAGUUGCGUACGCGAGAGAAACUUGAGGCGGCGAAGAAGAAGACGAGUCUGGAGAUCACAGAGCUGAAGGAGAAGCUGAAGGCCUCCAGAGAAAACAUCAAUUUCCUGAAGGAGGAGAUCCGCAAACUGGAGGAGGAGGACCAGCUAAAGGAUCACUAACACACACACACACACACACACACACACACACCUUUACCUGUGAGGGUCUCAUCACCUCUCUGUACUCCAUGAACUUGAUUUUCUUUUAAAUGUUCAUUAUUUCUACACUGGACUGUAGAACUGUUGGUGUUACAUCUCAUCUCUAGUCAGAUCCAAACUGUGCAGGUCGUCCGUGUUGCGUUUCAGAGCUGUGGAGAAUAUUAGAUAUUAAUGGUAGACAAUAUUCUGGGUAAACCAAUCAGCGUUUGAAUCUGAUGUGAUUGAAAGCUGAACCCUGCAGUAUUACCUGAGGACCUGGAGAAUUAGUUCCUAAUCCACAGAAGGUGCUGUUUUAUUUAUCCUGAGGCUCUGUGUUUCUGUUUUUCCGUUUGUCUUUAAUGCUUAGAUGAUUGUUUGUACUGUUUGUAUCAUUAAAAUAUUUUUUAUAGCAUGUCUCAUGCCAUUAAACCAUAACGUACAAUUAA
This is a messenger RNA of Clarias gariepinus (North African catfish), 1283 nucleotides long. RefSeq names its product YEATS domain containing 4 (gene yeats4). NCBI's taxonomy places the organism in Eukaryota, Metazoa, Chordata, Actinopteri, Siluriformes, Clariidae. The record is from RefSeq and is a predicted model, not a curated record. The transcript is spliced from 7 exons. Gene Ontology annotation, biological process: regulation of DNA-templated transcription. Bases 139 to 819 code for a protein of 226 amino acids.